UCUGUCUUUUCCCCCCUCUGUCUUCCCCUCCUCUCUCCAUUUCUCUCUGUCCUAUCCAACAACGAUGACAUCAAUAACAACAACACUAAUAACUACAACAAUAAAAUGGGCAACAAAAUGGAAAAUAAAUAAAUGUAAAAAAAAAAAACAACCUUAAAAAUACAUAAUAGAAGCUGCUGACUUGUCUGCGCAUGGGGUCCAGCGCGGGUGGGUGGCGGUGGAGGCUGGAAGGUGUGGGGUUCCCCGGGGUGCGGUGCACCCUCCCCUACCCCCGCCUUAUCUCGCCGCAGCUGCGGCUCCCACGGGUCCCCCCGGCUUAAAAGCGCGCGGGCAGCGAGCCCCGGCGUCAUCAUGUCCCCGCUGCGCCCGCUGCUGCUGGUCCUGGUCCUGGCGGCCGCGCCCCGCGCCCGCGCCGCCUGCCCCGCGCCCGCCGAGCUCAAGCACGCGGACGGCACGCGCACCUGCGCCAUCCUGUACGACCUCAGCGACCCCUACUACGAGAACUGCUGCGCAGGCGCGGAGCUGGCGGUGCAGCCCGGCACCGACCUGCCCUUCCUGCCCGCCGACUGGCUCAACACGGCCUCGUCGCUGGUGGUGGCGCCGCGCUGCGAGCUCACCGUGUGGUCGCUCCGGGGCAAGGCCGGCAAGACGCGCAAGUUCUCGGCGGGCGCCUACCCGCGCCUGGAGGAGUUCCGCAAGGGCAUCCUGGGCGACUGGGCCAACUCCAUCUCCUCGCUCUACUGCAGGUGUUACUGAAGGCUUAAUGGUCCCUCACUUCCAGCCCCCACCUUGGGUUGAACCCCUGACCUGGUCUUGAUGCUGGGAUCUGCUGAAGCCCCCAGGACUCAGACAGAGGGUGCUUUCUGCCUUUUCCCCACCCACCUUCCCUGCAAUACAGUGCUUGCGAAGUUGU
Messenger RNA from Erinaceus europaeus (western European hedgehog), 913 nucleotides. It is a transcript of the gene SYCN, whose product is annotated as syncollin. The transcript has 2 exons. The coding region runs from base 352 to 756 and encodes 134 amino acids. Gene Ontology annotation, cellular component: secretory granule membrane. The record is from RefSeq and is a predicted model, not a curated record. Gene Ontology annotation, biological process: exocytosis. NCBI's taxonomy places the organism in Eukaryota, Metazoa, Chordata, Mammalia, Eulipotyphla, Erinaceidae.